UGGGGGACAGGAAGAUGGCGAACGUGCAGCUGGAGUUCCAGGCCAGCGCCGGCGAGGCGGACCCGCAGAGCCGCCCGCUGCUCGUCCUGGGCCAGCUCCACAACCUCCACCGCCUGCCCUGGGCCCAGCUGCGGGGCAAGCUGCAGCCGCGGGUCACCGAGGAGAUAUGGCAAUCCGCUUUAAGCACUCUGAAUCCAAACCCCACCGACAGCUGCCCUCUCUACCUGAAUUACGCCACUGUGGCCGCAUUGCCUUCCAGGGUCAGCCGGCACAAUAGUCCAUCUGCAGCUCAGUUCAUCACCCGCCUGGUUAGAAAUUGCCUUCCAGGAGGUGUCAACAGAUGUAUUGUUAUGGUCUGUGAGCGGUCUGAAGUCUUCGCUUCUGCUUGUGCGUUGGCCAGGGCUUUCCCAUUAUUCACACAUCGGUCCAGUGCAUCAAGACGCACAGAGAAGAAAACUGUAACGGUAGAGUUUUUCCUGGUUGGACAAAACAAUGGACCAAUAGAAGUGGCAACACUUAAAUGUCUGGCAAGUGCUACAGAAGGAGUCAGGCUGGCUGCUCGAAUUGUGGACACCCCAUGCAAUGAGAUGAACACAGAUAACUUCCUGGAGGAAAUCAAAAAAGUUGGCAAGGAUCUUGGGAUUACUCCUACCAUUAUUCGAGAUGAGGAGCUGAAAGAGAAAGGCUUUGGAGGUAUCUACGGAGUUGGCAAGGCAGCUCUGCAUCCUCCAGCCCUAGCAGUUCUCAGUCACACUCCAGAUGGUGCUACACAGACCAUUGCAUGGGUGGGCAAGGGUAUUGUGUAUGACACUGGAGGACUCAGCAUUAAGGGAAAGACUACUAUGCCUGGAAUGAAACGAGACUGUGGUGGAGCAGCUGCUAUUUUGGGUGCCUUCAAAGCCACUGUAAAGCAAGGUUUUAAAGACAAUCUUCAUGCUGUUUUUUGUUUGGCCGAGAAUGCAGUCGGACCACGUGCAACAAGACCUGAUGACAUUCAUGUUCUUUACUCUGGAAAAACUGUGGAAAUCAAUAACACUGAUGCAGAAGGUAGACUGAUACUGGCUGAUGGAGUAGCUUACGCAUGCAAAGAUCUUGGAGCUGAUAUCAUUCUUGAUAUGGCCACUCUUACUGGAGCUCAGGGAAUUGCUACAGGAAAGUAUCAUGCUGCUGUCCUUACCAAUAACGAAGAGUGGGAAAAGGCUUGUGUUAAAGCUGGCAGGAACUGCGGAGACUUGGUCCAUCCUCUUGUGUAUUGCCCUGAGCUCCACUUCAGUGAAUUUACCUCUGCUGUAGCUGAUAUGAAGAACUCUGUGGCAGACCGAGACAAUACUCCAAGCUCCUGUGCUGGGCUCUUCAUUGCUUCUCACAUUGGCUUUGACUGGCCUGGAGUCUGGGUCCAUAUAGAUAUUGCUGCACCUGUUCAUGCGGGUGAACGAGCUACUGGCUACGGUGUGGCUUUGUUGCUGUCCCUGUUUGGACGGGCAUCUGAAGACCCUUUGCUAAACAUGGUGUCCCCUCUUGGGUGCAAUGGAGACUCUCCCACUGAAGAUAUGGAGAGGGAUUCCAAAAGGCGGCGACUGGUUUAAUGCGCCCCCAGCCCUAAGUGACGGGGUUGCAUGGGUUACCUCACUUUGCACUGAUUCAUUCUCAAGCAAUGAAAAUGUCACACAUUAGAAAUUGCCAUUUUUUUUACUAUCAUGAGAAGAUUUAUUACUUGUUUCUGAUAAAAACAACCCGAUUUCUUGGUUUUUUUAAAUUAUUGGUGCACACAGUUGCUGAACAAUAUCAGUGGUGCAGAGUCCAGGCUCAACUAACUGUAUCAGGAAGAGGGUACAUCCUCCUGUGAGCUCCUCACAAAACCUAACUAAGUGCAUUAAUGCAUGAGAAGCUCUCUCUAGUCUGAAGAAGCAACUGCAGCUAUUGCUUACAAAGCCUUCUGAAUUACUUGCUAUAUGUGAGGUUUUAUCAAACAUUUCUGCAGGCCCCACUACAUCUCAGAACACAGGACAAGGGAAAAAACCUCUGUAGAUUUGGCUUACUCAGUGACAAUUUAGCUUAGCAGCAAAGGAGAUGUAAUGAGAAAAGGCCUAUAGUUUUAAUAAGGUGCUGUUUCCGCAUGUUUAAUGUUUUUCUGACCAGUAAAAUCAGCAAGAGUGGUCCAGAACAUAUCUCUACAUAAAUCUUUCACAUACAAAUUACAGAAUGUAUUCAUGUUAAAUGAGGAAAAAAAUAGAAGGACUGUGAUUGAGUAAAAUCGGUUUACAAAGCAGAGUGGCUUCUUGCCACUUAAUAAAUUUAUUAUUAUUAAAGCAGCUUACGUAUCCCAUGUGGCAUUUCAUGGUGUUAUUUACAUUUCUGAGAACACAGAGUGCUCCAAAAGUUUGCGUGUGACAUCAUUACUCUGUUCAGAUUCCUUUUCCCAGCACUCGUACAUCUGAAAACAGACCUAAUAGAGUAAUAGCUUAUACUGAAUGGUUUGGGGCAGUUCUGAAGAGCUUGCACUGAUUCACUUCAUUUGUUUGAUUCAACAGUAAUCAGGGAUGCAUAGUGUUAGUUUCUAUAUAAGCCAGUCACAAGGAGCUUACAAGCACUGGUCUGGCUUGGACAGCCACGGGAAAUGACUUGCCCCAAUUUAUGUAAUGUCAGCGGCAGAGUUGGGAACAGAGUGACCAAGUUUUAAUCAGCGCUGGUCCCUGCCCAGUGGUUCAGUCGUCAGCCUUUGGAAACAUUUCUUGGCUCAACCACAGUGUUGAUGGUGAAAAAUCCCGCCCAGCACACACUUUUGGCUGCUUUGCCGAUAAAGUCAAGCUGAGUUGUGAUGAAUUACACCUUUCCCUGUGUUGGAGGUGAUCUCUGGAGAGAACUGGUGCUAGGUUUUAGAUGGAGUUCCAAUGAUGAGGUACACAUCUGGUUUAGGCAUGAGUCUUUGAUUAAAGACUUCAUGGAAAGCUUAACGCAGAAGGGAGAAGCAGCAACAUUUUUCAUUCUGGUUUUGUGACUAUAUUUGAUUCUUAGGCAGAAUGUAACUUUUUUUUAAACAAACAAAAAAAAAAAAGCCAGAACUUCAUUACUUCCUAUAUUUUCUUCUCCCUUGCUCUUCUGGUUCCCUGGUCCACUUGAUCAUAGUUCUAAGAGAUCUAUAUAUAAAUGAGUUCUGCCUUUGGUCAUUCUAGACACUCAGUAUAAAGCACUGUCUGGUACCAAAAACUGUUGUGGGAAAUGUGUUGAUGAAGAGUUAUUUUCAUUACUGACUCGGUCUGACCGCUGAAGCUAAUGGCAAAGUGUUCUAAUUUCAGUGCUCUGAAAUCAAGUCUUCAAUCUCCAGCCUGUAGAAACACUCUUCAAAUUAAUCAAUUCUAAUUUUGGAAUUUAGCGUUUUGCCCAAAUGAGGCAGAUUUUUACAUAAAAGGUAGCCUGCGGUUUUGUGGCCUAAGACUAAAUUCUAAUGUUAUUCACUGAAUGCAGCAAGCCCAAAUAAAGGAGAAAUUAGAUUUUGAUGACUGAUUAUCAUAUUCUUCAGUUUUGCUAUGUCUCAAAGCAUAUCAUACUGUUGGAUUUAAUUUGGAAUGCACUUAAUAGAAGCCAUCUUUAAAAAGAAAUACCUAAUAUUAAGGAAAUCUAAUAUGAAAUACCUGAAAAGCAAACAGCAUAAAUAUUUAGGAAAUCAGAAACUGAAAACGAGCUUAAAUUUGCUUAAGCAGAGUAAAAUAAAUCAAUCCAACACCUAAUAGUAAAAAGGUCUGGUGCUUCCUCUAUUUCAGAGAUACAAAAUAAAAAGGCUUUUUUUUUUUCAAUUCCAUAAUAAAAUCUCUUGCUAUUCCCAA
Messenger RNA from Gymnogyps californianus (California condor), 3824 nucleotides. RefSeq names its product aminopeptidase like 1 (gene NPEPL1). The record is from RefSeq and is a predicted model, not a curated record. Gene Ontology annotation, biological process: proteolysis. The coding region runs from base 15 to 1586 and encodes 523 amino acids. Gene Ontology annotation, molecular function: metalloaminopeptidase activity; manganese ion binding. The transcript is spliced from 12 exons. Gene Ontology annotation, cellular component: cytoplasm. Lineage: Eukaryota; Metazoa; Chordata; Aves; Accipitriformes; Cathartidae.